AUGAGACGCCCGUCGCUGAGGUCCUCUAUCUCUGACGAUGAAAUCUGGACCGCGCCAACAGCAGCAGACUGGAGUCGUAGUUUAACCCGGCAACUAAGUUCCCAUGUGCGUUCGGACUCGGUGGCCAAACAAAACAGCUUCAAAGAAUAUUUCGCCCUGGAGGAGAUUGCAGGAUCUGUAUGUGAUGCCCGUAUGUCUGAUGAUUACUCCGCGUUACCUUCACAGCAAAGUGUGCUCGAGAAGUUCUACUGCAAUAAUAUUACCCAGAGAAGUUCUUCCGCUGGCCCUGAUAACUUCUGCCUGAGAGCGCUGUGGCACGUCACAUUUCUCUCCUCCCUGGUGGAUUUUGAUCGCUUGGAACUUGCAGUUGGGCGUGAGGGGCAUGAAGAGUCACAGAGGCACGUGUGUUACGCUCGAGCCUGGGCAAAUUCGCGAGAUGGCUGCCGGUGCGUUGUCCAUGCAGUCCUGACCUUCCGCUGCCUGGAGAGUAUGCCUAGAGCGAAGGAGCCACCAAUCCACGCGCCUCGGUCUCUACAUCGAGCUAUAUUGGUACUCUAUUGCUAUCUUCAGUUCAAGGAUAUAGCAUAUCACACAGAUGUCACACAGAAUGUCUUCGACUUUCCGGAACUCAAGCACGCGGGUAUUAAUUGUGAAAGGAUACUCGCGGAGGUCAAUGGUCCCGGAAUGUGGGGGCCAAAGCCCAUGCAUUCCAGCAUGCUGUGUCAUUGUAUUGACCUAUUAAGACGUCUUGGACACUGGGGCCUGGCGCGACAACAGGCUGCGAUGUGGGAAGUUGUCGUGUAUGGACUGUCGCCAAAUUAG
Aspergillus luchuensis is the source of this 822-nucleotide messenger RNA. RefSeq lists its product as uncharacterized. Bases 1 to 822 code for a protein of 273 amino acids. NCBI's taxonomy places the organism in Eukaryota, Fungi, Ascomycota, Eurotiomycetes, Eurotiales, Aspergillaceae. The record is from RefSeq and is a predicted model, not a curated record. The transcript has a single exon.